AUGGCGGAUAAAGGAUUCUCAUGCGCGUCAACAACGUGCCCGGGAACUGAAGAGGGUUCGACUCGCCGCGUGGAGGAUGAAAGUUCGUAUUACGUGCCACAUCCACAGGUAGAAGGGCCGGGUUCCAGCGCGGUGGGUCGCGCCCACGACCUGUUGGUUCCGAAACACAUGGUUUGUGAGGGCAACCCGGCAGACGGCGAAGCCGCAGCCGACGAAGCCGCAGCCGACAAAGCAGCAGACGACAAAGCGGCCGCCGGCAAGGCAACAGACGGCAAGGCGGCCGCAGCCGGCGGUCGAGUGGCAUCAGGUCACAGCUCCACAGCCUCCGGCUGGCAGUUCAACAGCAAUCUGAGCACCAUGAGUUCGCUCAGGACUAAUUCGCUGAGGACCGACUCGCUGAGGACUGACUCGCUCCGGACAGACUCGGUGCAGAAGCCCGAGCCGCUCACGCGGGGCACAUACCUUGAAGGGUCAUUCGCUCAAGGCUCGCUCCUUACGGACCGCCAGUAUGUCCGUAGUCAGGUCGCUGAGAGUAACCAGUUCGGUAGUUCGUUUACCGCCGUCGGCGACUCGGCCGCUGCAGUGUCAGGCUCCGUGGCGCCUAGCGGAAGUCAGGGGGCAACGUACGUAGGUUGUGGAGCAACGGCGGUUGGCGCAGUUGUUACACACCCAGCAACCGAAAGCGGCGUUUUUGUGACCGCCCAGACCGCAGUUGCCCAGACCGCAGCAGUUGCACAAGCGGCAGUUGCCCAAAGCGCGGCAGUUGCCCACAGCGCGAUGCCGCAAGAGGAAGUAGGGGCAUGUUCCAGGGCCGUGUGUGGAAGCACGUGGGCGCAGUUUCCGGGUGUUCAGACAAGUAUGGCGGCGAGUUCAAGUGUGCAAACGAGCCCAGUUGUUUUGCCGGACAGUUUGACAUUUGUGUCGUCUGUAGAAACAGGGUACUCGGUAGUACCACCACCGCAGACGGUGGCUGGGACAGUGCCAGAGUGCGGACGUUGGACGGGUGAUGCUUAUGGGCAGACAGUGUCUCAGGAGAGACAGGUUCCAUUAGUUCAGGAAAGGAUAGUCUAUCGCCGCGUGAAGCAGGUUGUGGAACGGCCAGUGGAGAAGACAACGUUGGUGCCUAAGGUGAUUCGUAAAGAGGUUGUGGAGUUCCGACAGGUGGUGACCGACGAGGUUAUUGAGGUUCCCAAACCAUACUCAGUGGAGACGCAGGUCUUUAUCCCACGUUACGUGGACCAUCCGACAAGCUGCGCUCUUAGCCAGAAUUAUUUACCCGUGUAUAGCGUCGCUGAGGUACAAACCGCUGUCGAAUGCACACGCUACGAACCCGAAAUACGAAUAGUAGAUGUCAAAGUACCCAAAGUCGUAAACGGCGAACUACUCGUCAAAACCAGGGAUACAAAACUCAAACAUGUCCCACAUGACCGCGUCUCUAAAGCACAAUGGAAUUCUCUAGUGCUUAAAAUCAAUCCGGACUUAUGUAAGGUCGGAGACCUCAGACACCUACCAGUACACAGAGACAAAGACGGACAAGUCAUCGCAUUCAAGCCUGAAACUACCGUCGGUGCCUCCCUCUCAACGCUCUAA
Molecule: messenger RNA, 1590 nt
Organism: Gregarina niphandrodes
Lineage: Eukaryota; Apicomplexa; Conoidasida; Eugregarinorida; Gregarinidae
Exons: 1
Coding region: 1-1590 (529 amino acids)
Source: RefSeq, a predicted model, not a curated record